ACGCGGCGCCGGGUAGUAACGGCAGAACGGCGGCAGCGCGGAGCGGAGCGAGAACGGAGCGGAGCUGAGCCCCGGUAACGGGACGGGGAGCGUGGGGAGCAGCCGGCACCGCCGCGCCUUGUGCCGGGCUCCUCACCGGGCCGCUCGGGGACGGCUGUGUCCGAACCUUCGCACCGUUACCGUCCGCCUCCCGCUCUGCUCAUCCGCCGCCGCGGUUCCCCCGGUACCGUCCGGUCGUUCCUCGCUGACCCGCCCGGUGUCCGCACGCGAUGUCGGUCAGCAGCCACGAGAACCGGAAAUCCCGCUCGAGUUCGGGCUCCAUGAACAUCCACCUCUUCCACAAGCCGGGUCACGCCGACAGCCUCCUCACCCAGCUCAACCUGCUCCGCAGGCGGCUCCUCUUCACCGACGUGGUGCUGCGGGCCGGGAACCGCUCGUUCCACUGCCACCGAGUGGUGCUGGCCGCCUGCAGCCGCUACUUCGACGCCAUGUUCAGCGGCGGCCUGAAGGAGAGCAGGGACGCCGAGGUGAACUUCCACGACUCGCUGCACCCCGAGGUGCUGGAGCUGCUGCUGGAUUACGCCUACUCGGCUCGAGUGCUGAUCAACGAGGAGAACGCAGAGUCCCUGCUGGAGGCCGGAGACAUGCUGCAGUUCCACGACGUGCGCGACGCUUCGGCCGACUUCCUGGAGAAGAACCUGUACCCCGGGAACUGCCUGAACAUGCUGCUGCUGUCCGAUGCCCACUGCUGCCAGCGGCUGCUGGAGCUGUCCUGGAGGAUGGCAUUGGCCAACUUCACCUCCCUCUGUAAGACUGAAGAUUUCCUGCGGCUGCCCAAAGAUAAACUGCUGGAGCUGGUGGAGAGCGAAGAGCUGGAGGUGGAGGAUGAGACCGUGGUGUAUGAAGCUGUGAUGGGCUGGAUCCGGUACGAUCUGCCCCGGAGACACGAGGAUCUGCCCGAGCUGCUGCGCUCCGUGCGCCUGGCGCUGCUGCCCGAGUCCUACCUGCGCAAACAGGUGGCGUGUGAGAAGCUGGUGAUGGGCCACAAGUUGGGGGAGGAGAUCGUGGCCGACGCGGUGAGGUGCAAAAUGAAGAUCCUGCAGAAUGAUGGCGUGGUGACGGGGUGCUGCGCCCGGCCCCGCAAGGUCAGCCAGGCCUUAUUGCUGCUGGGCGGCCAGACCUUCGUGUGUGAUAAGAUCUACACGUUGGACCAGAAAACCCGUGAGAUCAUUCCCCGCGCCGACAUCCCGAGCCCUCGCAAGGAGUGCAGCGCCUGCGCCAUCGGCUGCAAGGUGUACAUCACCGGGGGGAAGGGCUCUGAGAACGGCGCCUCCAGGGACGUCUGGGUGUACGACACGCUCCACGACGAGUGGGCCAAGGCUGCUCCCAUGCUGGUGGCUCGGUUCGGCCACGGCUCCGCAGAGCUGGACCACUGUCUGUACGUGGUGGGAGGGCACACGGCAGCGAGCGGGGCCUUCCCGGCCUCUCCAUCCGUCUCUCUCAAGCAAGUGGAACACUACGACCCCCAGCUGGACAAGUGGUCGUUGGUGGCCCCUCUCCGGGAGGGCGUAAGCAACGCCGCCGUGGUGGGGGCCAAGAUGAAGCUGUUUGUUUUCGGCGGCACCAGCGCCAACCAGGAGAAGCUGCCCAAGGUUCAGUGCUUCGACCCCCAACAGAACCGCUGGACGGUGCCCGGCAGCUGCCCGCAGCCAUGGCGGUACACGGCAGCAGCCGUGGUGGGCAGCCACGUCAUCGUCAUUGGGGGGGACACGGAGUUCUCAGCCAGCUCCGCUUACCGCUUCCACUGCGACACCUUCCAGUGGUCCAAGUUUGGAGAUGUGACCGCCAAGCGCAUCAGCUGCCGCGCCGUUACGUCGGGCAAUAGGCUGUACGUGGUGGGGGGGUAUUGUGGGGAGCAGCGCUGCAAGACCUUGGACUGCUACGAUCCCUCAUCCGACACCUGGAGCAGCGUCACCACCGUGCCCUACUCCCUCAUCCCCACCGCCUUCGUCAGCACAUGGAAGUACCUGGCUGCAUGAAGGAGAUGGGAGGUGAACAGUCGGCCUAGAGCUGCUCUGUGACCGUGCUGUGUGAGGGCUGAACCCUGCAGGGGUUGCAGUCCAGCAGAUCUUGCAGAAGCAUCAUCUGGUCAUAUGCUUCAAGGCUGGAGCUCAAACGCUGCUGGAAGAUGAGUAUAAAUAACAAGACACUGAACCUGGCAUCCUCGUCCUUCCACUGAGUCCUGGCCUAUGCAAAGAUUUUGGGGAAUGCUCUCAGUGAGCAGGAUUGGGUGUCCUGGUGCUGUCUGAGCCCAUUGCUGUGUUUACUUAAUGGUGCCACGAGGGGCGGCUGCUGCUUUUAGCACUGCUCCCCCCUCCUGGUGCCACAGUUAAUCUGCUGGUGGCACCCAAAUGUCCUGUGGGACGUGAGGGCUGCGGGCUGGUGCCAGAAUAAGAUGAUAGCAGUCGGUAAUUGCCUUUGUAAGACAAGCCCUGUCUACAUAUAAACACAGGGUUUAUCCACUUCUAAUUAUUCUCUGGCGUCCCCUCCGUGCCAUUUCUUUCCUGCUACUCAGCAAUUAACUUCUUCAAAACUUGUGACCAGAAUUAAACUCUUCCAGGCGCUGCAGGGAGAAAAGAUGCCGGUGAAUCACGGAUCCCUGUGGUGUCUGUUUUCACCUUUUCCCUUUACAAGAGAUGUGCUGCUCACACCGGGCGGCGCAAUGAAGUGUUCUGAAGCACCUACAGAAGGUUCCAGGCUGCAUUGUUCCGUAGGCUCAGAGUUGGUUGCAAGACCUGAGGAGCUCUAUGGGGCUGGAGAUGGUGAGAGGGGUCCGUGUUUCCUCCUCGCUCAAACUCCCAGCCCAGAAACCAGAGGAUUCUUUUCUACUUCUUUCAGUGUUUUAAGUGGUUAUUUACUGGGAAGGACAAAGGAAACUCUUCAGCAACUGGCAGCUCCGGGCUGUGACUUGGAACGCAGUCAGCACCAGAUGCAGUUGCCUGUAAUGGCUGAACACGUGACGGCACUUUGCCCAUGGGGCUGAUCCCGUACAUUUUUUAUACAACAGUUGUGUGUGUUUAUUACUCAGCCUGGAGCUGCUUCAAUAAACCUGAAUGAAUCCUA
This is a messenger RNA of Coturnix japonica (Japanese quail), 3123 nucleotides long. RefSeq names its product ectoderm-neural cortex protein 1-like. Gene Ontology annotation, cellular component: Cul3-RING ubiquitin ligase complex; cytoplasm. Gene Ontology annotation, molecular function: protein binding. Gene Ontology annotation, biological process: ubiquitin-dependent protein catabolic process. The record is from RefSeq and is a predicted model, not a curated record. Lineage: Eukaryota; Metazoa; Chordata; Aves; Galliformes; Phasianidae.